Beta vulgaris subsp. vulgaris (sugar beet) is the source of this 2075-nucleotide messenger RNA. RefSeq lists its product as uncharacterized. The transcript is spliced from 4 exons. Lineage: Eukaryota; Viridiplantae; Streptophyta; Magnoliopsida; Caryophyllales; Amaranthaceae. The coding region runs from base 420 to 1742 and encodes 440 amino acids. The record is from RefSeq and is a predicted model, not a curated record.
UCCCAGGUCAGAUGUCGGUCAGGUUUGGAGACUGACCCUUAUAGGUCGAACUAGCUUCAAGUCAAAUCAGAAUCAAAUUGACCCAGCGAUCAGAUCUGUUUCUCACACCACUACUGUAGCCUUUAAGUGUCAGGACAAAAGAUUGGCCGCAAAUAUAGAAUUUAUGCACGCGCCCUCGCCUCUUGUCUAAAAUUUAAAAUCAUAUACUAUAUCUAAAACAAACCAAACGAACGUGACAAGAAAAUUUCGGGGAGGCUUUAAAUAGUAUCUACGUUGACUUUUAACUUUCUUAUGCCAAGGGACACUAGAAAGAAGAUACAAUUCUGUUCGAUUCUAUACGUAUUUUGAAGGAUUGAAGUACAGGGAGAUUUGAUCGAGAUAGGAAGAUAUUAGCACCGCACUUCUGUUUUCUUGGCAAAAUGGCGUUAAGGUACGACGACGAUGAGGCUGUUAAUUCUUUUUUGGUCAAAUUAGGGGCUGUUACUUCUGAUGAUGAGCUUAUUGAUGAAGUUUAUCCUGAAAGUGACUCUGAUACAGACAGUUUCAUAGAUGGCGAUGUAAAGUCAAAAUUCUUCAAUAAAAACGAAGCACCAAUGGAAAGUACCCUUUUCAACGUUCGGGUAGACCUGAUGCCAGCCAGCGAUAAAUGGUCUCGGAUUGCACAGGAUAUAGUGAUGGUGUUAGAUGUUAGUAGCAGCAUGGCGGAAGAAGACAGGUUGAAAGGUGUGAAAGUUUUAGCCGGAAUUAUAAUUAACAGAUUGAAUCGAAAAGAUCGUCUCUCAGUCAUCGUAUACGAGGGUGAAGUCUAUAGGUUGUGUAAGUUGCAAAAAAUGACUGAUCUUAAUAAAGUAGAAAUUCAAAGUCUAAUUGAUGAAAUAGCAGCAGGCGGGGGAAGCAACGUGAAGGGUGGCCUUAGAGAGGCCAUGAAAGUCAUUGAUGAUCGAAAGUUUACUAGAGGACGUGGGUGUGCAAUAGUGCUUAUGUCUGACGGAGACCUUCAUCAUGCAGAUGGCAGCAUCACACAAACCUACAGUGUACCAGUAUACACGAUUCAUUACGGCCAUCAGCCUGAGUCUCAGGUGCUCCAGAACAUUGCGAGUAACAGUAAUGGAGGAACAUUCACAUUUGUUGAUACUGAAGAAACAGAAACAAGCAAGAACUUUAUCCAAACAGUUUCUAAUGUUGUUGCUGGGCAAAUGGACAGAUUAGUAGUAGCUGAAGACUUGCAUUUGACCAUCACUAACAUUGAAUCCACAAUUAAGAAGGCGUCUGCGGGAAACUUUCCACAGUGCUGGGAUGAGUCUUCAGUAACUAUUACAUUUGGCGCUCUCCACUGUAAAGAAAAAUUCAGUGUUUCAGUAGAUCUCCUUCUUGAUGAGGUUUCGAAGUCACGCGGUACUGAUGUUGUCGAAUUUUCCUACUGCUAUCACGAUAGGGUACGUAAAGAAACCUUUGAAGCCCUUCCUGUAAUAGUAACCGUGUCUCGUCGUGCAUCAAGGGAUAAAGAAGUUCAACAAACUACUGAUCAGACAAAAGAGGCAAUUGACUCUGAUGACACGAAAAGGUUUGAGAAGGCUUAUAACUUUUUACGAGCUAACCAAACUAAUGUUGAAUCCGAUGAUCUUGAUCAGCUAAACCUGAUGAUUGCGCUACUUGAGCUUCCUCUUGAAGAACGGCGUUCUGUUACCAAUGAUAUUAUGAACAGGCUACGAGUGAUUGCCAAUACCUCUAUGGACAAAUAACAAAGCAAUUUGAAAGAAAAGAGAAGAUAUUUAUCCCAACUUGCAGUUGCUGAUUGUCAACAGAAACGUUAUAAAAUAGCCAUUCAGUUUCCAAAGCUAUCAAGACUACCUAGUGAAUGGAAGUCGUUGAGGUUUAAGGAAACAUGUUUCAGUGCAAUAUUUAGUUCUUACUUUAUAUUUUCUAUAUCAAUAUUAUUGUUAAAACGUGUGAGCACUUAUUAGUUAUUAUAGAUUAUCAUAUGUCGGUUUACAUCACAAGCUGACAUCAUUAUGCCUUUGACAUGCCAAUUUUCUAUCUCUUUCGUCUUUCGAUACGAUUCCGCUAACGGACGC